Molecule: messenger RNA, 7072 nt
Organism: Macadamia integrifolia
Lineage: Eukaryota; Viridiplantae; Streptophyta; Magnoliopsida; Proteales; Proteaceae
Exons: 11
Coding region: 210-5270 (1686 amino acids)
Biological process (GO): signal transduction; defense response
Molecular function (GO): ATP hydrolysis activity; ADP binding
Source: RefSeq, a predicted model, not a curated record
GCAGAUUAAAAUAACUCAAAAUCAAAGAACCUUUUUUUUUUUUGUUUUAAACAAAGACCCUCAGGCCUCGAGUUGACGAAGACUUCAAGCUCUAUAUCAUUUCUCCUCUUCUGUUGUUGUUCUUGCGAGUCGACUACUGAGAAAACAACUGAUCAGAUCCAAGUUUCUGCUCGUAGAUCUCAAAUCAUCUUUGAAAGGGAGAGAAAAAAAUGUUGACUCUCAGGGUUGUAGGAGGGCUUGUCAUCGUUCUUCUUCUAAAGAAACUCUUCGACAAAAUAACUGAUGCUUCUGCAAAGGCUAAGAACGACGCAGGAACUUCAUCUGCCACACAAGAGUGCGUUCCCGAUUCCUCUUCACCGCUUCCCGCUUCUGGACAGAACGAGGCAGCAGCAUCAACUGCCACACAGGAGAGUGAUUCCCCUUCUUCUUCUUCACCGCUUCCCUCUUCUGGAAGGAACGACGCAGCAUCAUCAUCAUCUGCCACACAAGAGUGCGGUUCCUCUUCUUCUUCUUCAUCGCUUCCCACUUCUGGGUGGGAUUACGAGGUGUUCUUGAGCUUUAGAGGUAAGGACACCCGCACCAACUUCACCGACCACCUCUACAACGCUCUUCUCGGUAUUGGAAUCCGCACGUUCAGGGACAACGAAGAACUCCGAAUCGGACAAAAGAUCGAUGAGAAGCUUCGCUCUGCGAUCCACCAGUCCAAAAUCGCCAUUGUCAUCUUCUCAAAAGACUUUGCUUCCAGCAAAUGGUGCCUCGGUGAAGUUGCAGAGAUUGCGGAGUGCAUGAAAUUAGAGAGAGGCCAAAGAAAAAUGAGAGUGAUGCCCGUUUUCUACCAUGUAGAUCCAUCUGUCGUCCGAAACCAGACUCCUGGUAGCUCCUAUGGGAAUGCUUUUCAGGAGCACAAGAAUAAUUUCGACAAGGAUACCGUAGAGGUGUGGAAGAAGGCUCUGAAAGAGGUUGGUGGAUUGAAAGGAUGGGAUCUGAAGAAUUCUGCUUAUGGGUAUGAAGGGAAUUUAAUAAAAUUAAUUGUUCAAGAAGUUUGGAGCGAAUUAAUAAAAGGGCCCUUGACUAUUUCUGACGACAUAGUCGGAAUCCAUUCUCAUUUAGAAAAUAUGAUGAAGUUGCUAAACAUUGGAUCUAAUGAUAGACGGAUUGUGGGUAUUUGUGGCUUAGGUGGCAUUGGUAAGACAACAAUUUCCAGGUGUGUGUACAAUGCAAUAUAUUCUCACUUUCAAGGAUGUAGCUUUAUAGCAAAUGUUCGAGAAACUUUCGAAACAGGGGCAGCUGUUGUCCGUUUGCAAAGUCUACUUCUCACUAAUAUCUUGAACCUAAAGGAUCCAAACAUUGAUAGCAUUGAUCAAGGAAUUCAUGUGAUUAGGCAAAGAUUAUCCAAUAAGAAAGUUCUUAUUGUUCUUGAUGAUGUGGAUGGAAAUAUUGAUUUAAAAGAAAUAAUUGGGAAGCGUGAUUGGUUUGGUUUUGGAAGUAAGAUUAUUAUUACGACCAGGGAUAGCCAUAUCUUAAGGCUUCUUGAAGUAGAUGGAAUUUAUGAGCCCAAUGAAAUGGAUUUAGAUCAAUCUCUUAAACUCUUCAGCAAACAUGCCUUCAAAAUGGAUGAACCUCCAAAAAAUUAUUUGGAUCUCUCAAAAAAAGUAGUAAAAACUACUGGAGGACUUCCUUUGGCUGUUGAGGUUAUAGGUUCAGCUUUAUUUGGCAGUGAAGAACCAGUAUGGAAUGACACAAUAAAGAAGUUAGCCAAAAUUCCACAUUAUCAAGUGCAGAAGAAGUUGAGAAUAAGUUAUGAUGGAUUAAUUCAUGAAGAGAAAGCUAUAUUUCUUGAUAUUGCUUGUUUCUUUAUUGGAAUGGAUAAGAAUAUUGCAUGUUACAUAUGGGAUGGCUGUGAAUUUUUCCCUGAAGUAGGAAUUGAAAUUCUUCGCCAAAAGUCAUUGAUUAAGAUUGGGGAAGAAAAUGAGUUAAUAAUGCAUGAUCAGCUAAGAGAUCUUGGAAGGGAAAUUGUUCGUCAAGAAAACCAUAAGAAAGUUGGGAAACGUAGUAGAUUGUGGUCGCAUGAGGACGUAUUGAAAGUGUUGACUACUCGAAAGGGAACUGGGAAAGUUGAAGGACUUUGUAUUACCUUCCGUGAUAAGGCAAAUAGCCAAUGUGUGUGGAGUGAAGGAUUUGAGGCAAUGACUGAGCUAAGGUUACUUCAGGUCGAUUAUGCAAAGGUCGCUGGUAAAUUUAUGCAUUCUUUUUCAGAAGUGAGAUGGCUUAGUUUGAAAAGAUGCCCUAUACAAUUUACACAAACCAAUCUAGGGAAAUUGUGUGUUCUUGAUCUAUCAGAUAGUGACAUCACAGAAAGCUGGAUGGGUUGGAACUCUAUCAAGGAGGCAAAAUCUCUUAAAGUUCUGAACUUGAGUAGUUGUGCUGAGCUAUCCCGGACUCCAGACUUGUCAGAAAAUGAACAUUUGGAGGUACUGAUUCUUGAGGACUGUAGAAAGUUGGCUACAAUUAACACAUCCAUUGGUGAUCUUAAGAAGUUAGUCACAUUGAACUUGAGUGGUUGUGGUGAACUAUCCCGGAUUCCAGACUUGUCAGAAAAUAAAAAAUUGAAGGUAUUGGUUCUUGAAGACUGUAGAAAAUUGUCUACAAUUGAUGCAUCCAUUGCUCAUCUUAAGAGCUUGGUCAUAUUGAACAUGAAGGGCUGCAGUAGUGAAAUUCAACUCCCAACCAGCAUUUUUGAGUUAAGUUCUCUCAAAAAAGUUGACAUUGGAAAUGCUAGAAUCAGCCCGUUGCCAGAAGAGCUUGAUUCUUCUGCAAAGGUAAAGAAUGACACAGCAUCAUCUGCCACACAAGAGUUCGGUUCCUCUUCUGGAAAAAACGAGGCAGCAGCAUCAUCUGCCACAAAAGAGUGGGUUUCCGAUUCCUCUUCUUCAUCGCUCCACACUUCUGGGUGGGAUUACGAGGUCUUUCUGAGCUUUAGAAGUGAGGACACUGGUUCCAACUUCACCGAUCACCUCUACAACGCCCUCCUCGAUAUAGGAAUCCACACGUUCAGGGAUAACGAAGAACUCCGAAUCGGAGAAAUGAUCAGUCCGGCGCUUCGCUCUACAAUCCACCAGUCCAAAAUCGCCAUUGUCAUCUUCUCAGAAGACUAUGCUUCCAGCAAAUGGUGCCUCGGUGAGCUUGCAGAGAUUGCGGAGUGCAUGAAAGUAAGGAGCCAAGACCAAAUAAGAGUGAUGCCCGUUUUCUACGAUGUAGAUCCAUCGGAAGUUCGAAACCAGACUGGUUCCUUUGGGAAUGCUUUUGUAGACCACGAGAAGAAUUUCAACCGAGAUACUGUAGAGGGGUGGAAGAAUGCUCUGAGAAAGGUUGGUCAAUUGGAAGGAUGGGAUCUGAAGAAUACUGCUGGUGGGUUAAUAAGGAGGGAACACCAAAAAAAGUACGAAGGGAAAUUAAUACAAUCAAUUGUUCAACAAGUGACGUAUGGAUUAAGAAAUAGUCACUUGACUCUUCCUCACAACAUGGUCGGAAUGGAUGUUCAUAUAGAAAAUAUGAUGAAGUUGCUAGACAUUGGAUCUAAAGAUAGACAAAUUGUGGGUAUUCUUGGUUUAGGUGGCAUUGGUAAGACAACAAUUGCCAAGUGUGUGUAUAAUACAAUCUAUCAUCAUUUUGAAGGAUAUAGCUUUAUAGCAGAUGUCCGAGAAACUUCGCAAAGAAAGGGAGGAGUUGUCUAUUUGCAAAGUCUACUUCUCACUAAUAUCUUGAAUCGAGAAAAUCUACGCAUUUCCUGUGUUGAUCGAGGAAUCAUUAUGAUUAGGCAGAGAUUAUUCAAUAAGAAAGUUCUUAUUGUUCUUGAUGAUGUGGAUGAAGUUAUGAUCUUAAAUGCACUAAUUGGGAAGUGUGAUUGGUUUGGUUUUGGAAGUAAGAUUAUUAUUACAACUAGAGAUAGACAUGUCUUAAAUGUUCUUGAAGUAGAUGGAAUUUAUGAGCCCAAUGAAAUGGAUUUAGAUCAAUCUCUAACCCUCUUCAGUAAACAUGCCUUUCGAAUGGACCGACCUCCAGAAAAUUUUUUGGGUCUCUCAAUGGAAGUGGUAAAAAUUGCUGCAGGACUUCCUUCGGCUCUUGAGGUUACAGGUUUAUCUUUACUUGGCAAAUCAAAACGAGAAUGGGAAACCACAGUGAAGAGGUUAACCGAAAUUCCAAAUAAAGAAGUGCUAGAUAGGUUGAAAAUAAGUUAUGAUGAAUUAGAUGAUGUAGAGAGAGAUAUGUUUCUUGAUAUUGCUUGUUUUUUUAGUGGAAUGGAUAAGAAUAUUGCAUGCUACAUAUGGGAUGGCUGUGGAUUUUUCCCCACAAUAGGAAUGAAAAUUCUUUGUCAAAAGUUAUUUGUUAAGAUUGGUGAAGAAGAUGAGUUAAAGAUGCAUGCUCAGCUAAGAGGUCUUGGAAGGGAAAUUAUUCGUCAAGAAAGCAUUAAGGAGGUUGGGAAACGUAGUAGGUUGUGGUCGCAUGAGGACGUAUUGGAAGUGUUGACUACUCGAAAGGGAACUGGGAAAGUUGAAGGACUCUGUAUUACCUUCCAUGAUGGGUUAAAUAAUCAAUAUGUGAUGAGUGAAGGAUUUGAGGCAAUGACUAAACUAAGGUUACUACAGGUUGAUUAUGCCAAGGUUGCUGGAGACUUCAUACAUUCUUUUCCAGAACUGAGAUGGCUUAGUUGGAAAAGAUGCCCUAUACAAUUUACACCAAUCAAUCCACGGAAAUUAUGUGUUCUUGAUCUGUCAGAUAGUGAAAUCACAGAGGACUGGAUGAUUUGGAACUAUAUCAAGGAGGCAAAAAAGCUUAAAGUUUUGAACUUGAGUAGUUGUGUUGAACUAUCCCGGAUUCCAGAUUUGUCAGAAAAUAAACAUUUGGAGGUUUUACUUCUUGAAGGUUGUAGAAAGUUGGCUACAAUUGAUGCAUCCAUUGGUCACCUUGAGUGGUUAGUCAAAUUAAACUUGAGUGGUUGUUAUGAACUAUCCCGAAUUACAGACUUGUCAAAAAAUUAUCAUUUGGAGGUAUUGCUUCUCAAGGACUGUAGAAAAUUGGCUACAAUUGGACGUAUUGGUCAUCUGAAGAAGUUAGUAAAAUUGAAUGUGAAGGGCUGCAGCAGUGAAUUGUAUCUCCCAGCCAGCAUUUUCGAGUUGAGUUCUCUCGAAACACUUGACAUUGGAAAUGCAAGAAUCAGCCAGUUGCCAGGAGCUGGAUCUUCUCUUCGGUCGCUCAUUUUCUAUCCAUGAUUGAUUACAUUGCCAGAAGAAAGGGAUGCUUGAUCAGAUCAUGGACCCAUAUCUGAAGGGAAGAUUGCACUGGAGUGCUUCAAGAAGUUUGCAGAGACAGCAGAGAAGUGUGUGGCAGAUCAGGGGAUACAAGGCUACUCUAGUGACUAACCAAUAUAAAUCUUCAAGCCUGAUUAAUAGAUGACUUGGAUGAGUAAAAAUGGUAUCAGCUCGAUCAUCGAAAUUUGGGACAAUGUGUUUAAACAUGGUACAUUCUCAGUACAUUGGUGACAGUGAAGGUGGAGAAAAUACCAUUAAUGGUUGCUAAAGGACAGAAGACAAGAAGAACGAAGAUUCUAAACCCACUGCAUAGCUCCAUGUUGUAGUUUCCUUUGGCAGAGUUGCUGCUGCUGUGUCUGCAAUUGCUACCGGUACAGCAGCAUUGUCAUGAUCUGGUGAGCGAAUGAUAAAGGCUAGCAGGUGAAGGUAUCUGCUCCUUAAUGGUAGGCCUCAGUGAAAAGAAGGCAGAGCAUGAGCACCUUGAAUCUGUGAUUAGCUCUGCUGUUAAGCUGAUGCUGAAGAUGAAGAAAAAAUACUAUGAGGACCGUCUUCAAACAGAAAGAAUAAGGUCCUCUCUGUCUCUCCCCAUUCUCUCAGUUGCUCCCUUCCCUUGUAGCCUCAUGCUAGUGUGAAUGAAGGAUGGUGUCUCACUCCAUUGAAGAUUUUUUUUUUUUUUUUUUGUUAAUACUGGAACACCCUUAAGCAUUAGCUAAGCAUUUUGUUUCGGUUUCCAGUGAGGAAGGUUAUUCCACUGCCAAUGAAGGGUGCAUCAGGAUCCCUUAUGUGAGCAAAAUAUCUAGAUGUGGCACUGCUGCACCUAUAUUACUUAUUCAAUAUAGGUACAGAGUAAUGUCAUGUUGGAGACCAACAAUUUAUGCAUUCUUGGCUUAUAAAUUUUGUUCCGUUGAGGAAGACAUCGAGGAAUCCUAAUUCUAGCCUGUGAUGGCCUGUGGAAAAGUCUCUAAUUGUAGAACAAUGUGAAUUUGGUGUUUGGCUGGAAAUUUAUCCAUUGAAGACUUCCAAUGGAUGACAAGGUCUCACAUGAAGGCAUUCCUUUAGCAUCAAGGUGUAAUCUUUGCUUGAAAGUGUCCGAAUCUGCAGCAUAUAUCUUCAUGGAGUGCAUCUAUUCGAAGAAAGUUUGGCAGUUUUUCCUUGAUAUAUUUACAAUUGCUUGGCCAAAUUUUACCCCCGUCAACAAUCUUCUGAUUUGGUGGAGAAGGAAGUCGGUGGUGCCUCUCAAAUAUAUUUGGCUGUCAGGUUUCGUUCUAGUCCCAAUGACUAUAUAGACAAAAUGGAAUUUGAGAAGAUACGAGGGAAGAGAAAGGACCUCUCAAACGUUGAAGGAAUGCCUUUCCAUGAUAAUUUCAGCAGAAAUGGAUCUUCUUCAAAAAUUAUCUUUCAAACAAUCCUUGGAAAAUCUCCCAUUGUUAUAGGGAAGGUAACACUCUGGAUUAUAUGGGAUAUUGAAGGGAGAUCUGGAUUCUGUUUUGAGAAUUGAGUCUUUUUGUACAGGAUAAAUCUAAUGUUCUUUGUUAGACCUGUGAUUUCUGCUGAUGGCAAUGCCAAAGGUGGAUCCAAAAGGUUUAUUGGGUUUGUCUUUACUUUGCUAAUGGCAAUGCCGAAGGUGAAUUUUAAGACAACUUAUUUUUCUGUGUCAUCUGGAUAUGCCCGGAUGUGAAUCCUGUUCAUCAUUCUUUAUUAUUUUUAAUAUACACUUUUGCUGAAAAAAGAAAAAAGUAUAACAAUGUGAAUUCCUCCUUCCA